CGUCCAAAUUUCCGAUCGCUCGAAGUUCAUAGUCUAUAUCGUAGGUUCUCUCUAAAGGAAAACAUGGUGAAGUUACAUUAUUUCAAAAAUCAACGUUACAGCAAGCUUAAGGGACAAUGCGAAAGAGAUGAAAGACUUUUUGUGGAUCCUGAAUUUCCGCCCGAGACGAAAUCAUUGUACUUUAGUCGAGCGACACCUCCCGAGCACGUAGAAUGGAAGAGACCCAAGGACAUCUGUACUCCUGACCCACCUCAGCUGUUUGUGGAUGGAAUGAGCAGCCAUGAUGUCACCCAAGGAAAACUUGGGAAUUGUUGGUUUGUUGCAGCAUGUUCCUCAUUGGCUUUGGAGCCAUCUCUGUUAGAGAAGGUGAUUCCAGAUAUAAAGCAUCAGGAGUGGGACCCUGAAAAUGUUGGUAAUUAUCAAGGAAUCUUUAGGUUCCGGUUCUUCCGUCAAGGUCAAUGGACUGAAGUUGUCAUCGAUGAUCUUCUACCAACAAUUGCUGGAAAACUGGUGUACAUCCACUCGACAGACAAGAAUGAGUUUUGGAGUGCCCUGGUGGAAAAAGCAUAUGCUAAAAUGGCAGGUUCAUAUGAAGCAUUAGAAGCAGGUAAUACUGGUGAUGCCUUAGUAGAUUUCACUGGUGGAGUCUGUGAGUCGAUCAGCCUUAAGGAUGGAGGUUACAGUCAAGAUCAGGAGAAGAGACUGGUCUUGUUUAAAAGUAUGCAAAGAGCAAUGCGAGAUAAAUCCCUGAUUGGUGCUUCAAUAAGAAUCAAAAAUAGAGACGAGAUGGAAAAGCGCACAGAGACUGGUUUAGUUAUGGGACAUGCAUAUGGUGUCACAGCAGUAAAGAAGAUCACCAUCGGUGAGGGUCUUUUUAGUCUGUUCAAUCGACAACAUCUUUACAUGAUUCGUCUGAGGAAUCCUUGGGGUCAAAAAGAGUGGAAUGGACCUUGGAGUGAUGACUCUGAAGAGUGGAAAAAGCUUAAAUCAAGUGAUAGAGAAAAACUUGGGAUUGUCUUUGAGAAUGAUGGAGAGUUUUGGAUGUCUUUUGAAGACUUCUGCUCACACUUCACCAAUGCCACCUUGUGCCAUGUCAUCAACACAUCAAUCUUUUCACUCUCAAACAGAUGGCAUGUGUUUAAACACAACUAUCAGUGGUCACCAGGCUCCACUGCUGGUGGGUGUGUUGAAAAUAGAAGCACUUUCCUGAAGAACCCACAGUAUGCUUUCACUGUCAAAGAGGAGGGAGAAGUGAUGAUCUCGCUGAUGCAGGAAGACACAAGAAAAGCGAAAGAACAUGGCGCAGAAAAUCUCACCAUUGGAUAUUUUGUCAUGAAGGUGGAAGAGAACAGAAAGUAUCGGUUACAUACGAUGUUUGAAAAAGCUGGAGAUUCUAUCUUCAUCAACGCACGAGAAGUGGUGAACAAGUUUCACUUUAAGAAAGGAAGAUACGUGGUGAUACCAUCCACAUACGAGCAAAACAAAGCUGGGCAAUUCCUGAUGAGAAUAUUCACUGAAAAGUCCUCAAAAGCAAUGUAA
This is a messenger RNA of Pocillopora damicornis (cauliflower coral), 1539 nucleotides long. Its product is annotated as calpain-5. The record is from RefSeq and is a predicted model, not a curated record. Lineage: Eukaryota; Metazoa; Cnidaria; Anthozoa; Scleractinia; Pocilloporidae. Gene Ontology annotation, cellular component: cytoplasm. Gene Ontology annotation, molecular function: calcium-dependent cysteine-type endopeptidase activity. Gene Ontology annotation, biological process: proteolysis.